AUGGCGGAGUACCUCGCCUCGAUCUUCGGCACAGAGAAAGACAAGGUCAACUGUUCGUUUUAUUUUAAAAUUGGAGCUUGUCGCCAUGGAGACAGAUGUUCCCGCCUACACAACAGACCAACAUUCAGCCAGACCAUCUUGCUACAGAACCUCUACUUGAACCCACAGAAUGCAGCCCUGACGGCAGACGGAUCUCACAUAAUGCUGGAUGAUGUGCAGGCACAGCAGGAGUAUGAUGACUUCUUUGAGGAGAUUUUUGUGGAGCUGGAGGACAAGUAUGGAGAGAUUGAGGAGAUGAAUGUCUGUGACAACCUGGGGGACCAUCUCGUUGGCAAUGUCUACGUCAGAUUUCAUAAAGAAGAAGAUGCAGAGAAGGCGGUUGGGGAGCUGAACAACCGCUGGUUUAACCAGAGACCUAUCCACUGUGAGUUGUCUCCAGUGACUGACUUCAGAGAAGCUUGUUGUCGCCAGUAUGAGAUGGGAGAAUGUACUCGUGGGGGUUUCUGUAACUUCAUGCACCUGAAGCCAAUCUCCAGAGAACUGAGGAGACAGUUGUACGGACGUAAGGGACACAAGAAAGGAAGAUCUAGGUCAAGAUCACCACCUACCAGCAACAACCGCAGAGAGUCCAGAGGCAGCAAGGAACGAGAUGACCGCAAGAAUCCCAGAGAGAAUGGGCGGCCUGAACGUCCACGGGAAGACCGAGGAGGAGACAGGGGCGGGGACCGGGUCAGAGAGCGUGGCGGUGACAGAGAGAAGGACAGGGGUGGGGACCGGGGCAGGGAGCGUCGCAGAUCCAGGUCUAGGGAUCGCCAUGGCAGAUAUUAA
Candidula unifasciata is the source of this 828-nucleotide messenger RNA. Lineage: Eukaryota; Metazoa; Mollusca; Gastropoda; Stylommatophora; Geomitridae. The record is from the annotation of a GenBank genome assembly.